Messenger RNA from Lathyrus oleraceus (garden pea), 918 nucleotides. RefSeq names its product transmembrane 9 superfamily member 8. The record is from RefSeq and is a predicted model, not a curated record. The transcript is spliced from 10 exons. Lineage: Eukaryota; Viridiplantae; Streptophyta; Magnoliopsida; Fabales; Fabaceae. Gene Ontology annotation, cellular component: membrane. Bases 1 to 918 code for a protein of 305 amino acids. Gene Ontology annotation, biological process: protein localization to membrane.
AUGCAGCGUGUUGAUGAUAUCUUGCAGUUCAUUGCAGAUUUUACCGUACAUGUUGAAGGUGUUGGCCAUGUAUGCAGGAUUCUAGAUAACCUUCCUCUGGUUGUUCCCAUAAAACGUGUGGAUCAGGACUCUACUGUUUAUCAGCUUGGUUUCCAUGUUGGACUCAAAGGGCAAUAUAGUGGGAGCAAGGAAGAGAAGUUUUUUAUACACAACCAUUUGGCAUUUACUGUCAGAUAUCAUAGGGAUUUGCUCACUGAAUCUGCUAGAAUUGUGGGCUUUGAGGUUAAGCCAUUCAGGUUUGUAAGUUUGUUAUUGUUUUGUUCUAUGUUCUCUGCGUUCCUCAUUCUCCUCUUCAUCAACGGUAGCUUCUGUUUCUACCUCCCCGGUGUUGCACCACAAGAUUUUCAAAAGUUUAAAAUGCGUGAACCACAAAUGUGCAAUAUUGUGUGUAAGCUUAAACUUGACGCCAAAACAGCAAAAGCAUUCAAAGAAAAGAUUGAUGACGAGUAUCGGGUGAACAUGAUUCUAGAUAACCUUCCUCUGGUUGUUCCCAUAAAACGUGUGGAUCAGGACUCUACUGUUUAUCAGAUUGGUUUCCAUGUUGGACUCAAAGGGCAAUAUAGUGGGAGCAAGGAAGAGAAGUUUUUUAUACACAACCAUUUGGCAUUUACUGUCAGAUAUCAUAGGGAUUUGCUCACUGAAUCUGCUAGAAUUGUGGGCUUUGAGGUUAAGCCAUUCAGUGUCAAACAUGAAUAUGAAGGGAAAUGGGAGGAAAAAACUCGUUUAACAACCUGUGACCCUCAUGCUAAACAUACAGUUGUCAACUCCAAUACUCCUCAAGAAGUUGAAGAGGGCAAGGAAAUAAUUUUCACGUACGAUGUUGAAUUCCAGGAGAGUGAUGUGAAGUGUGAAGUAUAA